UCCAUAUGGGAAGCCUUGUAUAAUAUUUAGAGGGGAGGGGAGCGCCCCUAAGUCUUGUCAAUCAUUUUCACACACAAACCCCCAUCCCCAUUCUCACACAGUGAAAUCCAGCAGCUCGGCUGUACCACGGUGUAUUCCGGAGCAGCCGCACGAGAUUAAACAAGAGCCGCGACGGAUCUCUGGGUUCCCUUCUUGUGGUUUGGACAAAUCUGACACCAUCCACCGUUAUUUCAAGGUGGGGAAGGUAUAAGAUGAUCCCUCCCUAUGUCGUUGCUGGAGGCAGAUAGUAGAGCUGUUCCUAUGAUACAAAAGAAUGGCAUUCACCCACUCGCACAUCGUGGCAUCCAGGCGGCAUCCCCAGGGCCGGGUAUUAAUGGAAGUGGACGAGUACAGCUGUAACCCCACGCAAGCCUUUACUUUCUACAACAUCAACCAAGGACGUUUUCAGCCGCCGCACGUGCAGAUGGUGGACCCUGUGCCCCACGAUGCCCCCAAGCCUCCCGGCUACACCCGCUUUGUUUGUGUCUCCGACACCCAUUCCAGGACAGACCUCUUGCAGAUGCCAUACGGAGAUGUCUUAAUUCACGCCGGAGACUUCACUGAACUGGGGCUUCCGAGCGAAGUGAAGAAGUUUAAUGACUGGCUUGGAAGCCUUCCGUAUGAGUAUAAGAUUGUCAUCGCCGGAAAUCACGAACUGACGUUUGACCGCGAGUUCAUGGCCGACCUGAUUAAACAAGACUUUUAUUAUUUCCCUUCCGCGUCGAAGCUAAAGCCGGAGAAUUAUGAAAACGUCCAGUCCCUGCUAACCAACUGCAUUUAUCUGCAAGACUCCGAAGUUACCGUUAGGGGUUUCCGAAUAUACGGCUCCCCGUGGCAGCCUUGGUUCUACGGCUGGGGAUUUAACUUGCCCCGGGGUCAGGCCCUGUUAGACAAGUGGAACCUCAUACCCGAUGCCACCGACAUCCUCAUCACCCACGGACCCCCGCUAGGGUUCUUAGACUGGGUCCCCAAGAAACUGCAGCGAGUCGGCUGUGUGGAAUUGCUCAAUACAGUCCAGCGGAGGAUACAGCCCCGGCUCCAUGUAUUUGGUCAUAUUCAUGAAGGCUACGGAGUAAUGGCGGAUGGAACGACCACCUACGUGAACUCUUCCGUGUGCACUGUGAACUACCAGCCGGUAAAUCCCCCCAUAGUGAUCGACUUACCCACCCCCAGAAACACGUGAUUUCGCUGGAGCCUGUUUGAUAACGUGCCUGUGUGGAGAAUUCACAGGGAGGGGCAUGAUUGUGCCAUCGUUCGAAGGCGACGCGGAGCCAUUUUUAUAUCCGAGACGUUUGAUUGAUGGCUCCAAGUGAGGGAACAAUACCAGCACCAUCGGGGUCUGGAGAAAUAUUUAUAAAGACUCUGCUGUUAUGGGAUUAAUUAUCUUCCCUCCCAAAAAAUCUGCACCGUCUGCUUCACACAAAAGCGAAAUCACUCGCCAUUCUCCAGGAUAACAAUGGGACGCUAACGGAUUCUCUUUUAUUUUCUGCGAUUUGAAUGCGCUGCUUAGAAUGGCCGUUGUGUGCAUAACAAAUCAGAAAUCAGAAUAUUAUCAGCAUUCUGUGCCACCCUCCAUGCAGAUUUCAAAUAAACAGGGAAAUAUACAACUUACUGUCCCAGCCCAGAGGUGCCGCAGCCCUAUAUCAGUAAUGAUCCAGUUGCCCCAGCAGCUCUCCAUCUUGGAUCUUGUUUGGUGAGUCAGUGGCACUGCACAUGCUCAGUGGGAUGCUGCUGAGAAGCUGAGCUUAGGGGUCGGGGGAAAUCAUCCAGCAGAAAGUGAAGUUUAUCUGCCUUAGAAGCUGAUGCGACAGGGCUGGUUAUGAAUCAAUUCUGAUGCAGGCUGCACUGGUGUCUAGAUCAGGAGACAGGAGCAGACUGGAAGGAUAGGACAGGACAGUGUGGGCGUAGAAAGGGAGAAGACUUGAGAUCGGGAGUAGGAGACCUGGAGGAUUUGAUAGCAGGAAAGGAAAAGAUAAGGAUCAGGAUAGGCGGACAAGAUUCAGACAGGAGAAGGAGAGAUAGGUGCAAGGUAAGGUCAAGGCAAAGUCAGGUUUGGCAUGAGGAGCAGAGCAAGAUUCAGAAUAGCAAGGAAAGUAGGGCAGGCCAAGGUCAAGGCAAGGAAAGAUCACCGUCAAAGCAGGACUUGUACAAGAGUUGGAACAGGCAUAUGUGCAAAUCAAGGCAAGGUAAACAAGACAAGGUUCAGAGAAAGUCAGGACAAGACAGGGAAGGGUUCAGACAAGGAAAGGACACUAGAGCAGGAACCUUUAGCUAGGGAUAAUGCCAUACUUCUAGUAUAGGAACCAAUGCUCGGGCAAGAAGUGUUUGGAGGGCUGGCCUUAAAUAGAUCAGAGUCAGCCCUGAUUGGCUGACUGCAAACCAAUCAGGCUGCUGCUGGGCUAGGGCUGCAAAGGCCAUGUAACAUAUAGUCAGCAACCCUACAGCCUUGCCCAGUGGUUAAAGCAUCGAGCCAGAAACCCAAGGGUCCGUGGCUUGAAACCCAGCAGAGCCUGACAGUUAUAUUGUAUAUUUUAGGGAUGCACCAAAUCCACUAUUUGCGAUUCAUCCGAAUCCCCCAUGAAAGAUUACAGUUGAAUAUCGAACUGAAUCCUAAUUUGCAUCUGCAAAUUAGGGGUGGGAAAGCUACAGUGGAAAAAAAAU
This is a messenger RNA of Xenopus laevis (African clawed frog), 2700 nucleotides long. RefSeq names its product metallophosphoesterase domain-containing protein 1 (gene mpped1.L). The record is from RefSeq and is a predicted model, not a curated record. NCBI's taxonomy places the organism in Eukaryota, Metazoa, Chordata, Amphibia, Anura, Pipidae. The transcript is spliced from 7 exons. The coding region runs from base 314 to 1222 and encodes 302 amino acids.